GUCGCUUCUUUUCUCAUUUUUCAUCAAAUUGGAUUUAUGGCAAAACAAGCCCCAAACUCUGGAAAUGGAGGAACAACAGAGUCAUAUACGUGGACACAGACGCUUCAGGACGUUACAGUUGUAGUUCCAGUGCCGCAAGGAAAUACUUCCAAAACGAUUGUUUGUAACGUUGAACAGAAGCAUUUGAAGAUAAAAGUACAAAUUCCUGAAGAAAAGGUCCUCGUGAAUGACGACUUAUUUGCUGCGGUAUACGCCGAAGAAAGUUUCUGGCAGUUGGAUUCCAAAGAAUCUGUUGUAACCAUAUAUUUAGACAAGGUUAACAAGAUGGAGUGGUGGCCCAAGGUUACUCAGUCUGAGCCUGAGAUAGAUACAUCAAAGGUGGAACCCGAAAAUUCCAAGUUGAGUGAUCUCGACCCAGAAACAAGGAGUAUGGUUGAAAAGAUGAUGUUUGACCAACGGCAGAAGGCUGCAGGACUACCAACUAGUGACGAACUCAAAAAGCAGGAGCUCUUAGCAAAGUUUAUGGAACAGCAUCCGGAAAUGGACUUUUCUCAAGCGAAAUUCUCAUAAAAAGGUUCGAGUUGAAUGCAAUGCCAAAGUAGAAAAAUUUGAGCCAGCUCAGAUUUGGCGCCAUUUCCUAAACCUUUGACAGAUAGGAGACUAAUGAUAUGGCAAAUAAAGGUUUACUGCUUUUAAGCGUUAGUUUUGACAUGUUUAUCAUUGUAUGUU
This is a messenger RNA of Galdieria sulphuraria, 729 nucleotides long. RefSeq names its product salt tolerance protein 5-like protein. The transcript has 2 exons. Bases 37 to 570 code for a protein of 177 amino acids. NCBI's taxonomy places the organism in Eukaryota, Rhodophyta, Bangiophyceae, Galdieriales, Galdieriaceae. The record is from RefSeq and is a predicted model, not a curated record. Gene Ontology annotation, biological process: protein folding. Gene Ontology annotation, cellular component: cytoplasm.